AUGGCGGAUCAGUCGAGAAGCAUCGAGUCCAUCCUCGCCGCCCUAGCGCAGCGACCGACACCGACUCCAGGUCAGCAACCUCCUGCAGGUGCCGGAUACCAACAAACACCGCCUCCCAAUGCGUACCCGCCGCCGAUGCCUCACGGAGCCCAACCCACACAGUAUACCCCGAGCGCAUACUCUCUUCCCCAGCCUUCGUCUAGCGGAAAUCUUGACUUGAGUGCCAUCAAACCUGUCAACUCUGGCACCGUCGAUAUUGCGGAUGCUAUUGCUAAAGCGAAGGCCUUUGCCAAUGAGAAGGGCAUCUCAUCAUAUGAUAUCUCACGCGCACCACCUCCUGCUGCUCAAUAUGGCGAUGCCAGACAUUAUAGAUCUCGCUCUCGUUCGCCACCUGCACGUCGUGACGCGUUUCGUGACAACUUCAACCCAUACAGAGAUGAGCGACGUGAUGACGGCCGUGGCAAUGCUCGUGAUUAUGGGGGUGGACACGAACGCUCCAUGUCUCCGGGUCCUGGCAGAGGCCGAUCCUCUGGCACCUUUUCUCCUCGUGGCUCCAACGGCCGUGACCGCGGCGGCGCUGAUGAUGAUUCAGAAACUGUUCAGAUUGAAUCCAGCCUAGUGGGCCUCAUCAUUGGGCGUCAAGGCGAGAACCUCCGACGCGUUGAAUCUGAGCACGGUGUGCGCGUACAAUUCAUUACUGGUCCUGACAACCAAGGCCCGUAUCGCCAGUGCAGAAUCUCUGGUCCUCGUGCAAGACGUGCUGAGGCUCGCGCUGCCAUUGAUAAAAUCAUUGAAGACUCGGGCAUGGGUGCCCUCGCUCGUGCCGGACUUGACAGCUCGCACAGUGGAGGUCGCGGUGCUGCUGCUCACGCUCCUGGCCCUGCCACCCUGCGCGAAGGCGAAGACUGCAUGCAAAUCAUGGUUCCUGAUCGUACCGUUGGUCUCAUCAUCGGCCGUGGAGGCGAGACUAUUCGCGAUCUCCAAGAACGAAGCGGAUGCCACAUCAAUAUCGUGGGUGAAAAUAAGAGUAUCAAUGGCCUGCGACCUGUGAAUCUCAUUGGCACACCUGAGGCGUCUGCUCAAGCCAAAGGCUACAUCAUGGAGAUUGUCGACAGUGACAACCGCAAUGCUGCUAAUGGUGGCGGCGGUGGCGGCGGUGGAGUUGCUGCCAAACCCGAACGUCACCAUAAAAAUGAGCAUGGCCGUGACCACGGCCAAGGCGCCGCUGUUGGCGACAAGAUCAAUGACUCUAUAUAUGUCCCCUCCGAUGCUGUUGGCAUGAUCAUUGGUAAGGGUGGUGAGACUAUUCGAGAGAUGCAAAACACGACUGGCUGCAAGAUCAAUGUCUCCAGCUCUACCGGUCCUGGCGAGGUCGAGCGUGAGAUUGGGUUAGUGGGAUCGCGUGAUGCAAUCAACAGAGCCAAGCGUGCCAUCGAGGACAAGGUUGAUGCAGUACGUCAAAAGAACAAUGGAGGAGGUGGUGGUGGUGGUGUUGGUGGUGGAGGCCGAGGAGGCCGCAACCAGAACCAGGGCCGCCGUGACUAUGACAACCCCAACUAUUCCCAGCAAAGUUCCAGCAACCACACUCAAUCAAACGCGGCACCUGGUGGCCAGCCCCCCGCCCUUGCGAAUGGUGCUGCCGACCCAUAUGCGCCCUAUGGUGGCUACCAAGCUUAUGUCGCCCUGUGGUACUAUUCCCAACAACAAGCUCUGGCUGGUGGUCAAGCUGGCGGAGACAUGCCAAAGCCUCCUGGUGCUUAG
Pseudomassariella vexata is the source of this 1761-nucleotide messenger RNA. RefSeq lists its product as uncharacterized. Gene Ontology annotation, molecular function: mRNA binding. Bases 1 to 1761 code for a protein of 586 amino acids. Gene Ontology annotation, biological process: regulation of gene expression. Gene Ontology annotation, cellular component: cytoplasm; nucleus. NCBI's taxonomy places the organism in Eukaryota, Fungi, Ascomycota, Sordariomycetes, Amphisphaeriales, Pseudomassariaceae. The transcript has 4 exons. The record is from RefSeq and is a predicted model, not a curated record.